AUGAUCACUCUGCUGUCGAAAUAUCUCGGCCGCGGCUUGGCGGGUCCGGCCGAGGACAAGAACCCCGUCAGGGCCUUGCCAGGAUCUUGGUACACUUCUCAAGCCAUGUACGAUCUUGAGAGGAGAGCCAUAUUCUCCAAGAAGUGGCUCCUCACGACACACAAGGCUAGGCUGCCCAACACCGGAGACUGGCUGCAGUACGAGGUAGCCGAUUUCAAGUUCAUCAUUACCAAGGAUCGUACUGGCACUAUCAACGCGUUCCACAACGUCUGCAGACAUCGGGCCUUCCCAGUUGUCACGGAGGAGCAGGGCAACAAUUCCAUUUUUGCCUGCAAAUACCACAACUGGACCUACGCUCUCAACGGCAAGCUCACCAAAGCUCCUCAGUAUCAGGAGCUAGAGGGUUUCGACAAGUCUAAGAACGGGCUCUUCCCAAUCCACGUCCACAUUGACACAAACGGCUUCAUCUGGGUCAAUAUGGAUAGUGCCGAGAAGCCAACGCCUUGGGAUAAGGACUUCGAUGGCAUUGAUCAACAAGCCCGGUUCAAGGCGUAUAACUGGGACGAGUACGUGUUUGAUCACACAUGGGAGAUGGAAGGAGAGUACAACUGGAAGCUCUUGGCCGAUAACUACAACGAAUGCUACCAUUGCCCUACAACACAUCCCGACAUCCCCGCCAUUGCAGACUUGGAGGCAUAUGCUGUCAAGACAGAGAAGGGCUACGUCCAACACCUUGGCAACCCCACCCCGGAACAAAUUGCCAAAGGCUUCAAUGUCGCUGCUACCUAUUACUUCCCUAACGCCUCCAUGAACGUCUCACCACACUUCUUCUUCAUGCAACGCUUUGUACCCAAGGGGCCUAAUAGGUCCGCUAUGAAGUAUGAGGUCUACAGGAACAAGAACUCCAGCGACGAGGAUUUCAAUGCGAUCAACGAUAUCUACAAACGCAUCAUGUCAGAGGACAAAUACCUGUGCCUCAACGCACAAAAGAACAUUAACAGAGGCGUGUUUGUCAACGGCGAACUUCAUCCGAGAAUGGAGCAGGGCCCAUUAUACUUCCAGAAGUCAGUGCGCGAGGCUGUCGUUACGCACCACAAGCUAGAAGCGAAGGCGAAGCGCGAGAUAUGGCCGGCUAGGCAGAAUCUGCCAGGUUCCGCUACCGUGAGCAAGGACGACAUUGGAUUCUGCUCAACUGUGGAUUGUUCAAAGUUAAAAUCCCUGGAAUGGUAG
Messenger RNA from Thyridium curvatum, 1230 nucleotides. RefSeq lists its product as uncharacterized. The coding region runs from base 1 to 1230 and encodes 409 amino acids. Lineage: Eukaryota; Fungi; Ascomycota; Sordariomycetes; Thyridiales; Thyridiaceae. The transcript has 2 exons. Gene Ontology annotation, molecular function: iron ion binding; 2 iron, 2 sulfur cluster binding. The record is from RefSeq and is a predicted model, not a curated record.